Molecule: messenger RNA, 4419 nt
Organism: Myodes glareolus (Bank vole)
Lineage: Eukaryota; Metazoa; Chordata; Mammalia; Rodentia; Cricetidae
Source: RefSeq, a predicted model, not a curated record
GUGGCGGCGCUGGCAGCCCCGUGUGUGGGCGCUUUUCGAGGACCCCUACUCGUCGCGGGCCGCCAGGUAUGUGGCCUUUGCCUCCCUCUUCUUCAUCCUCAUCUCCAUCACCACCUUCUGCCUGGAGACGCACGAGGGCUUCAUCCACAUCAGCAACAAGACGGUGACGCAGGCCUCCCCGAUCCCUGGGGCUCCCCCAGAGAACAUCACCAAUGUGGAGGUGGAGACAGAACCCUUCUUGACCUAUGUGGAAGGCGUGUGUGUGGUGUGGUUCACCUUUGAGUUUCUCAUGCGUGUCACCUUCUGCCCGGAUAAAGUGGAGUUCCUCAAGAGCAGUCUAAACAUCAUCGACUGUGUGGCCAUCCUCCCCUUCUACCUGGAGGUGGGCCUGUCAGGUCUCAGCUCCAAAGCUGCCAAGGACGUGCUGGGCUUCCUGCGUGUCGUCCGCUUCGUGCGCAUCCUGCGCAUCUUCAAGCUGACCCGCCAUUUCGUGGGCUUGCGUGUGCUGGGCCACACGCUCCGGGCCAGCACCAACGAGUUCUUGUUACUCAUUAUCUUCCUGGCUCUGGGGGUCCUCAUCUUUGCCACCAUGAUCUACUACGCUGAGCGCAUUGGUGCCGACCCUGAUGACAUCCUGGGCUCCAACCACACCUACUUCAAGAACAUCCCCAUCGGCUUCUGGUGGGCUGUGGUCACCAUGACCACCCUGGGCUAUGGAGACAUGUAUCCCAAGACGUGGUCUGGGAUGCUGGUUGGGGCGCUGUGUGCCCUGGCUGGUGUGCUGACCAUUGCCAUGCCUGUGCCCGUCAUUGUCAACAACUUCGGCAUGUACUAUUCACUGGCCAUGGCCAAGCAGAAAUUGCCAAAGAAGAAAAACAAACACAUCCCCAGGCCUCCACAGCCUGGCUCACCCAACUACUGCAAACCUGACCCCCCACCUCCACCCCCGCCACACUCCCACCACGGCAGUGGUGGCAUCAGCCCACCACCGCCCAUCACCCCUCCCUCCAUGGGGGUGACUGUGGCUGGGGCCUACCCACCUGGACCCCACACACACCCCGGGCUGCUCAGGGGUGGUGCUGGGGGACUGGGCAUCAUGGGAUUGCCUCCUCUCCCAGCCCCUGGUGAGCCCUGCCCACUGGCUCAGGAAGAGGUGAUUGAAACCAACAGGGCAGUGGACCCCCGUCCCAAUGGGGACCCCGCAGCCGCUGCACUGGCCCACGAGGACUGCCCUGCCAUCGACCAACCAGCCAUGUCUCCAGAAGACAAGAGCCCGAUCACCCCCGGAAGCCGGGGCCGCUACAGCCGGGACCGAGCCUGCUUUCUUGUCACUGACUACGCCCCCUCCCCUGAUGGCUCCAUCCGAAAAGCCACUGGUGCUCCCCCACUGCCCCCCCAUACUGGCGCAAGCCAGGCCCCCCAAGCUUCUUGGCCGACCUCAACGCCAACGCAGCGGCCUGGAUAUCCCCCUAGUGGACGAGCCCCCUUCCCCCGAGGCUCUUGUCACCGCCUGAGACCUCGCGAGACCCUCGGGUUCCCCCUGUCCCUUCCCCCCAGGUUACGAGAAGUCCCGCAGCCUGAGCAGCAUUGUGGGCCUGAGCGGGGUAUCCCUGCGCCUGGCGCCCCUCGCCACUCCCCCAGGCUCGCCCCGGGCCACGCGCCGAGCUCCCCCAACCCUGCCCUCCAUCCUCUAGUGCUCCCUCUCCCGUGGGGGGACUGGGGGUGAUGGGAAGGUUGAAAGGAGCUGGGAGUGGGGGGGGCGGGGAAAGGGUUCUUUAAAAAAAAAUAGUCAUUAAUAAUAUGCAAAAGAGGUGAUGAUGCCAGCAGACACCCUCGGGCCUCUCUCCACAUACUAGAGCCUCCAGGAUAGAGGGGGUGGGGCCGGAGCCUGUCCUCCCCCUACUCUCUCCCCUUCCCCCCCAAAAAAAGCAAACCUCAGGUUGUCAUGAGCCAUAGGACACCUCUCCCAUCGACUCCUGUAAAUAACUAAAAGCUGAUUCCAUCUUGGGGCACCCACUCCAGUUUGCAUGCCUCCCAGACCCCCUCUUCAGCAAUAAGCCUGUCAGGAGCUGCUUGCAAGUGAGUUGGAGGGGAGGCCGCCGGUAGCUUAUGGGGUCUGGGGUCGGGACUGGCAUUUUAGGGGUUUUCCUGCUCACCCCCCAAAAUGGUGACCCACCCAUCACUAACUGAUUCAGGAAAAACAAACAAAAACCAUCUAGGAACAUGUAGGGAAAGGAAAGCAGGUUGAUGAGCGGCAGCCUUCAGGAGCUCUGCUGGGGGUGGGGGGUUCUGCCAGCCGCUCCCGGGCUUGGAUGACUCCAGCUGGUGCAUUCCACCCACGCCCGCCUCCAGGGAUCUGCUCCCUCUAUUCACUGCAUGGACUUAGCCCUCGAGGCCCACAACCCUCCACCCCACCCUGUCUCCACUCUCUCAGAACAGGAGACUAGCACCCUAGACUUCCGGAGAUUGACCCUGGCACCGUGCACUCCCAUCCCCGCGCACUCUGGCGCCCCACACUUCCAUCACUCCCAGACCCACCCACCACCGGCCUGGUCUGUACUUCAGUGCUCUUCCACCCUCCCAGACCCUUUCCUUGUAUCCCAGCUCACUUCCAGCCUCUGGGAACCGGCAGUCCUCGUAACCCGGACAUUGCUCAGAUAAACCCACAGCCACUCAAGCUUCCCCCGACCCUAGACAUCACACUCCUCUGUCCCAGGUACCUCUUCCUGGAUGGGCUCGGCCUGUCAGAUUCCAAGGAGCUCCCACCCCACUCAGCAUCUCUGCCUAGGCAGUACCCUCCUCAAAGCCCGUCCCACCGAGAUGGUGCCAAAACACAGUUUCCCAGAGUGUGGGACUCCUGUUUCCUCUUCGUGUGCUGUAGUUUACAGAGCGCACAAACGACCAGGUGUUUAAAACGUGUAUGCUCCAGGCACUGCAUACCUGGCUGGUGCGUACUGGCAGCGCAGCAGCUGGGUGUGCCCUGUGACACUGAGCAAGUCAAGGACAGUCAAGCACACAGCCUGCCUAACGUGCUACGGUCCCGGGGUUCAAUCUCCGGUAACCCCUUUUCCCCUAAAACAGCCCCAAAGUGAUCACAGAAGCUGUGGCCCGCGUGGUGGGAAAAGAGGACAUGCUCACCUCGGCUAGGACCUCAGCCUGCGCUUCCCCGCGUUCCUUGCCCUACACGUGCCACGUUCGCGGUGGAAAACUUUCUCAAAUCCCUUCUUGGCUCCAGUAUGCUACCUCCCCCCCAAGCCCAGAGACCACACUGGUCCCAGAAUCCUAAACAAACUCCCCUUUGGAGCAGGGUGGUCGGCAGAAUUAGCAAUCUCCCCCUUGUUCCCACAGCCUCAGGGAACCCUCCCUCGGUCACCAUAGUGUCAGUGGGAGUGUCCUUGGACCCAAUUCUUGAUGCAACGAUUCCUAUGCAAGGGGCGUUUUGAGUCCCCCACACACACACCCGUCCCCAGCCUUCCCUUGGGAUUUUAAACCCUGGUGAGACAGGGGUUGAGGGGUGGGUGGGAUCUGGUAGGGACAGGGCAAAGGGCUAGGGGGCUCCAGACACUAGGGUAUGGGGUGAGGACUCCUAAUAUUGCCAAAGGGUUCGACUUCUUUAAACAGCCCGUACUAUUCUCCCGUCCCUCAAAAGAGACAAAUGGGGCGGGGGAAGGGGUAGGAGUCCUUUUUGAAGGGUACCAGCCACUUCCCACUGUCUCCCCCUGCUCUCCAGUUUCCCACACGUAUCCAGCUUUUUAGUUAAGCUUUAAAAGAAAAAAGAAAGCUACUAUCACUAUAAAUGUCUACAAAACGUGAUUUUCGCCCCCUUCAUAUCUCCCAAUUUACCAAACUACGGGGUUCCGGGAGGAAGAGCCAGGUCCUGGUCUCCCUUUUCCCCACGGCCGCCAGGGUGCCUGCAACUGCACGCAUGCGCUGCAUGACGCGCCCCCACACACACGCAUGCGUUGCGCACCCCUCCUGCGCGGGUUGGGGGGGGGACGACGCUCGGACUUGGGGCUGGGGGCGGGCCGACGGGGAGGAAUGAUUGGCAGGGGGCAAGGGGGUCUUCCUGAGCUCAGCAGCUCCCCUCCUUCCCCACACACUCACAGCAAUAAGUUUCUCUACUUCUAGUGGGCGGACGGGCCUGGCCUGGCCUGGCGCGGGAGGGGCUGGCCAAGGGGCGCUCUCAGGGAUGGGGGCGGGUCCUGAGUCUGGGGGAGGGGAGGUCUGCAACUCUGGUGCUAACGGCGGGUCUUCCUGGCCCACCCGCAGGCAGGGAGGGAGGGGUCGGCAGGCUCCUCCCCCAAGCCUCCCCCACGCCCACCCAGGGUGCAUGAACCACCCUCGCUGCCGCAUGUCAGCCCUCCCCCACAAAGAAACAGUGUCAUGUCCCUCCCCUGCCCAAUAAAUGAUUCCUUUUCA